This is a messenger RNA of Polypterus senegalus (gray bichir), 1324 nucleotides long. RefSeq names its product zinc finger protein 687-like. Lineage: Eukaryota; Metazoa; Chordata; Cladistia; Polypteriformes; Polypteridae. Bases 1 to 837 code for a protein of 278 amino acids. The record is from RefSeq and is a predicted model, not a curated record. The transcript has 4 exons.
AUGGAAAAGGAAAUCAAGCCAAAUGGAUCAGCUGGUUUUAUAGGAAAACAAAUAUUUACUGUCUAUUUGUGGAAGGAAUCUGUGAAGAAGUUCCCCUGCCGGCUCUGUGAGAGGUCAUUCUGCUCAGCCCCCAGCUUACGGCGCCACGUCCGGGUGAAUCAUGAAGGCAUUAAGAGGGUCUUCCCCUGCCAAUAUUGUACAGAAGGCAAACGAACUUUCAGUAGCCGUCUCAUACUAGAAAAGCACAUCCGUCUUCGGCAUGGAAUUAAAGUGUGGGAUCAAACUCAGGGAGAAGAGGCGAGCAACAGCCGAGUUUCCAGUGAUAAUGAGGGAAUUGUCCGAAAACGUAAAGGACCCCAGAUAGCAGACAGCUCUUCUGAUACUGAAGGUCCUGGAGGCAGAAGGACGCCAAUCAAGACUAGAAGGCGGGAGAAGACGCUUUUGCCACCAUGUGAAACGGGUUCAUUCCAGUGCCAGAAGUGUGGCUACACCACAGAGAGCCAGGAUGACUUCCAAGAGCACAUCCCCCAGCACCGCACAGAUGAGACUUCACACCAGUGUCUGCAGUGUGGCCUGUGUUUUGCCUCGCAGUCUUCACUCAACCGGCACCGCUUCAUCACCCACCGUGUUAAGGAGUUGGGGGGGACUGCUGCAGAUAAGCUCCAUGGUUCAGAGGCUGACUCGCCAGAAACUGAGCAAGGGGAGAGCCAGCAAGGGACCCUGUCAUGUCAGGUCUGUGGAAAACACUUUGAGAAACCUGCUGAUCUCAACACACACUUUCGGACUCAUGGCAUGGCCUUCAUUAAAACCAGAAAAACUGGAGGCAGUGAGAAAUAAAGUGAUGAAUGGUCCCUGUCCCCGUCCCCCCCCCUUAAUACUGUUUCAUACUUGGGUAUCACUUCCAGUGGUUAAUGCACAAGACGGUUAUUCUGUAAUUUCACUUGUAGUUAUGCAGUAGUUGUUAAUUACAGUCUAAUUGGAGUGUAGUGCCGCUCUUUGUUUUAAAAUGUGAAUACAACUAUUAAUGGUGAGUGUAGUCCCUUUCUGGAGGGUUGGUGUGGGCACACAAUCAUGACAUGUUUUUGUACGUUUUUGUUAAAAUUUCUUUCUCAGUUUGUAGAUUUUGGGAACAUUUGGUUUAACGGAGAUCUAGUUCAGUGGUUUCUGACUUGCAAUAAGCACCACGAGCAAGUAAAAUGUAGUUCUUGACACUAGCCUUUGGACAGCCUCACACAUCCAGUAGUGCAGCUAGUCCAAAAUUUGAGUUGUGCACUAAUUGACCAUUAUUUUUAAAUACAGUAUAAUGUAUAUAUUAACAGAUAAA